This is a messenger RNA of Rhineura floridana, 5104 nucleotides long. RefSeq names its product leucine rich repeat containing 8 VRAC subunit E (gene LRRC8E). NCBI's taxonomy places the organism in Eukaryota, Metazoa, Chordata, Lepidosauria, Squamata, Rhineuridae. Gene Ontology annotation, molecular function: protein binding. The coding region runs from base 498 to 2888 and encodes 796 amino acids. The record is from RefSeq and is a predicted model, not a curated record. The transcript has 3 exons.
AAUGGUGUUCACCGCUUGGUACCUGAGCCGGUCGUCAGAACCCACCAGACCGCAAUACACCCUUCUCUAUUCAGAAUCCGACGUCCAGGGGUGUGUGAAGGAGUCUCCAGCCUGCCUGAGCCAAAGUGGAGAUGGCAACUCUCCAGCGGGCGGGCCCCGCCUGAGCCUUUCUAGGGCUGUUCCUCCUUGCUUUGCGUGGGCCGUCGGGGCGGAUUCAUCUCGGUUGGUGCUUUGCUCGGCGGCAGCGCCCUUGCGCUAGGUUCCCUCCCUUCCCAAAGGCAGCUCAGGGCAAUGGGGGAGAAGGCGGGAGCGCCAGGCGCCUGGGAAAGAACAGGCGCUCAGUUGGAGGCGGGCACGGCGACUUGCACAGAGCGACACCGCCGCCGGGGAAGCCAGCCAGGGCCGCCGUCGCCCAGCGCAGGUGGCCGCAGGAGAGCCGCAUCAGGUCCUUCAGCUCAACCGGGACAGUCAUCGGAAGCCCAUAACCUCCAGGCAGUAUGAUCCCAGUGGCCGAAUUCAAGCAGUUCACAGACCAGCAGCCUGCUUUCAAGGUUCUCAAGCCAUGGUGGGAUGUGCUGGCUGAGUACAUCACUAUAGCCAUGCUGAUGAUAGGAGUUUUUGGCUGUACUUUGCAAGUGACACAAGAUAAGAUUAUCUGCCUUCCCAACCAUGUUCCCAGUGGCACAGCCUUCACUGAUGUAACGUGUGAAGAUUUCACCAAAAAGAGAACCAAUGCCUCUGAGCCAGUUGGGUCCUCCUCCAACCGGCAAAUGAGUGGACUACGGAACAACCUGGACCUCCAACAGUACAACUACAUCAAUCAGAUGUGCUAUGAGACAGCCCUCCAUUGGUAUGCCAAGUACUUCCCAUACCUUGUUGUUAUCCACACCCUUGUCUUUAUGGUGUGUGCCUCAUUUUGGUUCAAGUUUCCUGGGACCAGUUCCAAGAUUGAACAUUUCAUCUGCAUCCUGAGCAAGUGCUUUGACUCACCCUGGACUACUCGAGCCAUCUCUGAAGUCUCUGGGGAGAACCAGGAGAAUGCAAGCCCAGAGAAGGGGUAUCGUAGGAGGAAAAGUAGUGCUCCCAGUGAGACGGCUGAGCUUGCCCCCUCACGGGGAUCAGUUGCAGAGAAGAAGGUUGCAGAGUCCUCCUCAGUUAGCCUGUUGGACAAAAAGGAAGGGGAGCAGGCCAAAGCUCUCUUUGAAAAGGUGAAGAAAUUCCGGCUCCAUGUUGAAAAAGGAGACAUCCUUUAUACCAUGUAUAUCCGCCAAACCAUCCUCAAAGUCUGCAAGUUUCUAGUCAUCACUGCCUACAAUGCAGCCCUAGUCCACAACAUCAGCUUCAUCGUUCCAUGCACUGUCAGGAUGGAGGACAUGACAGGCUAUGACAAUUUCUGCUGCAAUCACACCAAAGCCCACCUCUUCUCUAAGCUGGCCAUCUGCUAUAUCUGCUUCCUUGGCAUCUAUGGCAUGACCUGUCUCUACACGCUCUACUGGCUCUUUCAUCGGCCACUCAAAGAAUACUCCUUUCAAUUUGCACGUGAGGAGACCGGCAUCAGUGACAUCCCUGAUGUCAAGAAUGACUUUGCUUUCAUGCUUCACCUCAUCGACCAGUACGAUUCCCUCUAUUCCAAGCGCUUUGCUGUGUUCCUCUCUGAGGUCAGUGAGUUCAAACUCAAGCAGCUCAACCUCAGUCAUGAGUGGACAGUGGACAAACUGCGGCAGAAGCUGCAGAAGAACUCCAACGACCGGCUAGAGCUCCAUCUCUUUAUGCUACCCGGAUUGCCUGACACCACCUUUGAGCUGACUGAGUUGCAGUCCCUGAAGCUGGAGCUCCUCAAAGAUGUUACAUUCCCAGCCUCGGUGACUCAGCUGGUCAACCUCCAGGAGCUAGCAUUGAUCAACUGUCCUGUUAAACUGACUUUUACUUCUCUUAUGUUCUUCCGUGAACAGCUGAAGGUGAUGCUUGUGAAGUUUGAUGACAUAAAAGACAUACCAGUAUGGACCUACAACCUGAGAGGCUUGGAAGAGUUGUACAUAUCUGGACUCUUCAGUCUAGAGAUGGGCCGGGCGGGAACUCUGGAAAGCCUGCGUGAACUAAAAAACCUGAAGACCCUGACUCUGCAUAGCAACAUCUCAAAACUGCCACCCAGUGUGGCUGACCUCGCUGCCCAUCUGCAAAAGCUUAGGAUCCACAACGAUGGGACUAAGCUGGUGACCCUCAACAACCUCAAGAAGCUCUUCUCUGUGCAAGAAGUGCAGCUGAUAAACUGCAACCUGGAACGCAUCCCCCAUGCUGUCUUCAGCCUUGUGAACCUGCAGGAGUUGGACCUUAAGGAUAACCAGCUGCAUUCCAUUGAGGAGAUCAUCAGCUUCCAGCAUUGCCGCAAACUGGUAUGCCUCAAACUUUGGUACAACCACAUUAGCAGCAUCCCUGAACAUUUCCGCAAGCUCAAGGCCUUAGAGCAACUUGACCUAAGCCACAACCGCAUUGAGGUCCUCCCUUCCCAACUCUUUCUGUGUACUAGGCUGCACACUUUGGAUCUUUCCUAUAAUAACAUCCGGGUCAUCCCUCCUGGGAUGGGGGUUCUGCAGAGCCUUCAGUAUUUUGCGAUUUCUCACAACUCCUUAGAGGCACUGCCUAAUGAAAUCUUCUUCUGCAAGAAACUCCGGGUUCUCAAAGUAGGACAUAACAAACUUCAUCGUCUGUCUGACCGUGUGAGUUGGCUGCCUUCACUCUCCACGCUAGACUUGAAAGGGAACCCCCUUGAGACCCUGCCCCUGGAGAUUGGUCGAUGCCCAGUGCUCAAACGUAGUGGCCUGUUGGUGGAGGGCAAUCUUUAUGAGGCGUUGCCUUUAGAGAUUAGGGAGAAAAUGGAGGAGGAAUGAUAGGGAGCAUGAUAGUGGAGAAAGGGGUGCCCUCUCCUGUGAUGCCAGCACAGACAUGGAUUGAAAUGGGGAUCUGGCUGGAGUACCCAUCUCAGGCUGGAACCAGGGAGGGAACUGAAAACUUUCAAACUAUAAAGGGGUGGAGGAAUUGAAAACCCAGCAUUCAGGUGGAGCAAAGAUGCAACAAAGAACAAAAGCAGCAAGGGAUUCUUUAAAGAACAACUAUUUCUUUAAAAAAAUCAGAAUGGAUAAGUCACAGGAAUUCUCUCUGAGGGGAAAAACACAGCUGCACCUGACCAAAUCAUCAUUAUAGUUAUUUUUUAUACCUGUUAUGUACUCGUGUAUUUUUUGUGAAAUGUUCUGGGGUUUUGCAAGAUUGUUUUCUUCAGAUUGAUUCCUGUCUCCCUUUCUCCUCACCCCUCUGUUCAACUUCAGUUCUGCUUUAGUGCUGGAGCUGACCUUUCUGACCUUUCAGAUUCCUUCCCACUUUAACCAAGGGAGUAGAACCACGGCACCUAGGAUUCUCCUCAGAGCUCACUUCAUCUGCCCUUCUCUUCUCACAUCAUCUGAGUGGGCACCCAUGCAUGGAAGAGAGGAGGAAUACUACACUGUGAAACUCCUCCUCACCACCAUUGGUGAAAUUCCAUUUUCCCAUGGCGUUUUUUUAAAUCAUCUCUUCACAUCUUCCCAGUGCUGACUGAAGUGAUGGGAAGCUGCUUAUUCCCUCGUUCCAUAGCUACAAAUGUUCUUCCUAUCCAUUUUCUGUAAUCCAGGUACAUAAAUGCCUGUAGCCUAGCACAUGAAAAAUUCGUGGUUAGGAGAUGUGGUACGUCACCUUAUCCCCUUUCUUUCUGGUUGGCUCUACUGAUUUCCUAAAGAGCACAGGCAUGCUUCUAUUUUGUCCUUUGGUGUGUCAGCUCUCUAAUCUUAGUCUCACAACGCCCAAGCAAACUCUUUUCUGGCCUGUAGUAGCAUGAUUUUCUCUUCCACCUGUCUCUGAUCCCAGAGCUCUCUGGGGAGUAUAAAAAGAAUCAGAAAAGGGGCCCUGCUUUCUCAGAGGCAAAGCAUCCCAAAGCUAACCCCAGUAUCCUACCUGUUGGCAACAUGCCAGUUCAUAGCCAGUCAUUGUGAGUUUAGAAAUAGUUUACUGAAGACAGAAGAGAAGAGCUGAAAAGAAGAGAUGAACAGUUGCACGGUAAUAAGAAGCAAUAAUUCACAUGUUUAGCCAACACUAGCAAUUAACUGACGACGUACCAGCUUGUAAAGAGCUUGGGUAUUUCAUGAGCCUGGUAUGUGUCCAAGAUGAAAAAUGCUCAACUAGCUCACAGUCUUUGUGUGCGUGUACAUGUGUAAUGUUCCUAAUCCUUCUCCGUUGUUUGCUUGUAGGGUCUCUUAGACACCCCACCAUCAACUUCCAAACAGUUUGGUUCAGCUUGGCUUCUGCCAGAUUGAAUACAAAGGGAUAGCUGGAUAAUGGUUUCACCUUCCCUUUGUUGAGCACUAGUUGCUAAAGGGAGUGUCUCCAAUAAGGGUUAAGAGUAGUCACGUAAUUAUUAUUUUGGUUACUAAAGUUCUAAAUGCAGUGCAAUUAAGGCUGAAGGCCUGUGCACAUUUAACUCAGGAAUAAAUCCCACUGAACUCAAUUUGACUUGCGUUUUGAAUAAGCAUUCAUAGGAACAAAUUGAGAGGUGACAAGUGGAUUCGUACCAGAGAUGCCCCUAGCCUAUUCACCAGCAGUGCUUGGGCCUCUGUUGCUGGGCCUUGGUUCUGAUAGGAGCUAGCUGUGCCCUGAACUGUGGCAGCCAGCCAGAAAAUACUUCAGUCCUAGGAAUAGCACAAUAUGUCUUGUUCCCACAAACUCUUGUGAUUGGCAGAGGAAGAGGUGAGUAGGAAUGCACAGCAAUGGUUGGGAAGAAGAACCUGCUAUAUGAGUUUCUUGGGAAUAACAAACCAACACAGCCACAUUUUGGGAGUGCUUCCAAGGCCAGAAAAUUGGAAGAGGCUGCUCUGAAGCAGGGUAGUAUAACCGAGGCCUAAUAUACCAGAAAAAAAAUUGAUAGCAUGUAUAACACCAGUGAUAUUUAUGCCUAAUGAGAAUCUUGAUGUUUUACAUGAUCAAGAACCAAUGUAAUUAUUAGGUAGUUCAUGUAUUUGUUUUCCUGACAAAAAGAAAUAACAAUGAAAAAAUAAAAUAAAAGCACCAGCAGCAUCAAAAC